This is a messenger RNA of Gracilinanus agilis (Agile Gracile Mouse Opossum), 1015 nucleotides long. Its product is annotated as RING finger protein 11-like. The transcript is spliced from 4 exons. The record is from RefSeq and is a predicted model, not a curated record. NCBI's taxonomy places the organism in Eukaryota, Metazoa, Chordata, Mammalia, Didelphimorphia, Didelphidae. Bases 155 to 655 code for a protein of 166 amino acids.
ACAGCAGUGAGUCCUAGCUGGGCCGGGAGCCCCGGCGGUGGAGGGAGGAUGGCGGGGCCCGGUCUGCCUGGGGUCCCCGGAGCUGGAACGAACGCCGGGGCCUGGGUACCCGGAAGGAGGGGCCUCGGCCGCCGCUGAGCGGGCCGGGCCGGGCAUGGGGAACUGCCUGUCGUCGCAGCGAUCCGGGACCGGGGCUGGAGACGAGGCGGGGGCCGGAGCCGCCGACGAUCUGUCUCUGCUCAACGACUCCGGGGACGGGAACAGCCUCCCCGGGGACCUGCCGCCGCCCCCGCCGCCCCCGCCGCCCUACAGGGGACGGGAGCCAAUCCCAGUGUACCACCCAUCUCCGGGCCAGAGUCGACUGGCCACACAGCUCACAGAGGAGGAGCAGAUCCGCAUCGCCCAGAGAAUUGGCCUGAUCCAGCACCUGCCCAAGGGUAUCUUCGACCCUGGCUCUGAGGGGUCCGAAAAGAAAAUGAAAGAGUGUGUGAUCUGCAUGUUGGACUUUGUGUAUGGGGAUGCCAUACGCUUCUUGCCAUGCCUGCACACCUACCACGUCCACUGCAUUGAUGACUGGCUCAUGCGCUCUCUCACAUGUCCCUCUUGCAUGGAGCCAGUGGACGCAGCCCUGCUUUCCUCCUAUGAGACAAGCUGAAUUUGGAACCUGGCAGCCAACAUGUCCCCUGGGCCUACUCAGCCAAACUGUGGAUCGGGGAUGCAGAGAGGGAAGCAGCAUGGCAUGGUUUCACACAUAUGGCUCACCUGAGGAAGUACUGCCUUCAACAUAGCCGAGACCCCACCCCCACCCAUCCUAGGGCACAGGCCUCCUUUCUGCUGGCAGGGGCUUUUGCUCCUGGUCAUUGUGGUGUCCCCAGGCCACCCCCACUCUAGAGGGAGGGUGACUAGAGAGGAACCUUAUAAAUGAUUAUCUCUGGGCUAGUUCCAGUAGAAGAAAUGAACAGGGCCCCUGAUCAUGUGGAAGACAAGCAAUAAAAUGUGUUGCACAUAAAAUGGA